GCUGCGCCACCGAGUUCCGCCAUGUUCCAGACGGAAUCUGCCGGCAUAUUCAUGUCUUCGCUGCCGGAGACUCAGAGCUCCGAAAGCUUUGACGCCGGUGGAAGCACUCAGGAGCAAGACGACGAUUUUCACACGCCGCCUGAGAAGUCGUCAUUUCCGGCUUUCAACGAGUCGCUGGAGUUCGUCGAUUUUGGUCAUUCCAACAAGGAGCGCGGAGCGUCAAUUUGGAGAGGGAUUCUGAUUUAGGGUUUUCGGAGGUGCAGCUGACGGAAAGGGAUGAAAGGGAAUUGGUCUCUUGGAGCCCACUGGGAAUUAAACGAGAUGGUGUUGAUGAAGAUACUGAUGAGUUGCAGGUUAAAAAAUCGAAAAUUUCAAAGCCACAAUCAGGUAGUGAUUUUUCUAGGGCUUAUUUGGGGAUUGAAUCUCUGGGAAAUCUCAAUACUGGAGAAUGAAGGAAAUGAAGUGAUGUGUGGAGAAGAAGAUCAAAACAUGGAGAAUUCGGCUUGUGCACUGGAGAUUCCUAGAGAAGAAAAUGUUCAGAAGAAAAAUAAGAGCUCUAUUGUUUUUGAUGUUUUGAGGUUUCUAGCAGAGAAAGAAGUUGAGGAAUUGAGCUCUGGUAACAAGGAAGCGGGUGGUGGUGGUGGUACUGCUGCUGCUUAUGAUGAUGAUGAUAUUGGAAAUGCUGAUUUGUUGGAUGUUGUGGAGAUUGGUGGCAUUGAUUUCCCUUGUCCAAGGUGGUGGCCGGACGAUGAUAACAACAAAGUCUUAUCCCAGUAGGUGUGAUCAACUAUAUGAUCAAAUGCCACGCUAUAACUAUUAGUACAUGCAGGUUAUUUUCUAUCAAAGGUUUGGACUAGAACUGUGAUAGAGAAACUUUGUUCAAACUAUAUGAUUUGUAGAUUUCUAAAUGAAAACCAAACCUGCUGUGAAUGAUAUUAUAUAUUCUGUUAUGGACAUGUAAGGACCCUGACUGGGUUUGUGUUCUGGAUGUUUUAUCUGUGGCAUCGAAGCUUCAACUCUAAUCUAGUUUAUUGUUAUUUUUAUUAGUUUUUUUGUGUAUUUCAACUCUAAACAAAUUUUUUUCUUGAUCUCUAUUUUAUAUACACCACUAUAGCUUGUUCAAAAUUUCGAGCUACCUCAUAGUUUGUUGCAUAUCCUUUAAAAAAGCUUUCUUGGUUAAAUGAAAUAGGUUAUCGGCUAUUAAAAAAAUGUUGGGGUUUAAAAGAUUGACUUAUUUAUUAUAUUAUUGAAAUAGUAAUGACAAUGAUAAUGGAAGUAUUUAAUAAUAGCCAACGUAUGAGUUCGCAAAAUGGCCAACUGUUUCUUUUUUUUUUUUUAUCAAUCCUAAUAGAAUGAAUUUCUAUUAUCAUAUCCAUUGGUCAAGGUAAAUAUUGAUGAAUUCAGACUUUUAGAAAAUUCAACUACAGCCCAAAAAUGUGAAUAUCAAAUAAGAGAACUAGACAUCAGUCAUAUUAAGAAUUCAGCUGGUACUCGUCUAAACCAAAGCCUAAUUCAAACUUAAAGAAUGCGUUGUUGCAUUAUGCUGACUUACCACAGAUUAGUAUUUGCACUGAUGCUUAUCCCAUAAAGCUGUGUUCUCAUUUUAUUUGCCUAUAAAAAAGUUGGGGUAUGCAGGGCUUCUAUGAGGGGAAAAUUGGAGGUCAAAACUAUUCACAAAACAAGCUACAAUAGCAUACAAAACUCUGGAGAUUGUGACUCCGAAUUUCAAGCUAUAUGUUACAAUCUGCCUAUACCCAAAAGGAAAAAUAAAACAAAAAGAAAAAGCCACCAACUUGCAUAGUUGGCAAUCCAAGCUCAAAGAGGUUGCAAGGAAAUUAAAAAACACAACAAACAUGUGUUUUAAGAUAUUGCAAAAUGUGCUGCAGACUCUCAGAACUGAAA
This is a messenger RNA of Arachis ipaensis, 1902 nucleotides long. Lineage: Eukaryota; Viridiplantae; Streptophyta; Magnoliopsida; Fabales; Fabaceae. The record is from RefSeq and is a predicted model, not a curated record.